AUGGGGAGUCACGUCACUGAGAUUUCUCGAGAGGACUUGGAGGAACUCAGACAGGCCUUUGAUAGAAUCGAUAUCGACAAAAGCGGCUAUGUGAGUGACUUUGAACUUCAGGAGCUGUUCAGAGAGGCGAGCUACUCUCUGCCGGGGUACAAAGUCCGAGAGAUCGUCGAAACCUUCGUGGCCGGAGACACAAACAAAGAUGAGAAGAUCAGCUUCGAGGAAUUUGUCUCUAUCUACCAGGAGCUGAAGAGCAAAGAGUUCAGUGAGACGUUCAGGAGGACCAUUUCCAGGAGAGAUGGGAUUCGCUCCUUCGGAGGAAUGUCGGGGAUCUCCAGCGAGGGAACGCAGCACUCCUACUCCGAUGAGGAGAAAGUGGCUUUCGUCAACUGGAUCAACAAAGCUUUGGCAAAUGAUCCGGACUGCCGACAUCUGCUGCCCAUGAACCCCGACAACGACAGCCUCUUCACCUCCGUCCGCGAUGGCAUCCUGCUGUGUAAAAUGAUCAACCUGUCUCAGCCCGACACCAUCGACGAGAGAGUCAUCAACACCAAGAAACUCACCCACUUCAGAAUGACAGAGAACCUGGUCUUGGCCCUGAACUCGGCCUCGGCCAUCGGCUGCACGGUGGUGAGCAUCGACGCCCAUGAUCUGAUGGCUGGGAAACCCCAUCUGGUGCUGGGAAUGUUCUGGCAGAUUAUCAAGGUCGGUCUCUUUGCUGAUAUAGAAAUCAGCAGGAACGAAGCUCUGAUCAACCUGCUGGAAGAAGGAGAAGAACUGGACCAUCUGAUGUCCCUGUCCCCCGAGGAGCUGCUGCUCCGCUGGGUGAACUACCACCUCCGCAAUGCAGGGACCAAAACAAUCAACAACUUCAGCGAAGACAUCAAGGAUUCUCGAGCCUACUUCUACCUGAUGAACCAGAUCGCAAUCAACGAAGAGGAAAUCUACAAAAAGACCCUCAAGAUCGACAUGAGUGGCCUCAAUGAGCGGAAUCUGGAGCAGAGGGCCGAGCUGAUGCUGCGGCAGGCGGCCAGACUGGACUGCAGGCAGUUCGUCUCCCCCCGCGACGUCGUUUCCGGAAACAGCAAACUGAACCUGGCCUUCGUGGCCAACAUGUUCAACAUGCACUCCGGCCUGCAGAAGGGCCACAUCAACCGCAGCAACCUGGAGGCGGCUCACAUCGAGGCUGAAACCAAUGAGGAGAGGACGUUUCGCAACUGGAUGAACUCUCUGGGCGUCUCUCCGUAUGUCAACCAUCUGUACAGCGAUCUGUGCGACGCCUUGGUGAUCCUGCAGCUUUAUGAAAAGGUCAAAGUGCAUGUGAACUGGAAGAAAGUCAACCGACCGCCUUAUCCUGCCCUCGGCGGCAAUAUGAAGAAGCUGGAGAACUGCAACUACGCCGUGGACCUGGGAAAGAACGUGGCUCGCUUCUCUCUGGUCGGUGUUGGAGGAGAAAACAUCAACGAGGGGAGUGCCAUACACACCUUGGCGCUGGUCUGGCAGCUGAUGAGGAGAUACACCACGAUGGUUUUGUCAGAUCUCGGGGAUGGAGAAAGGAUUGGAGAUCACAUCAUUCUGGGCUGGGUCAAUACCACCCUGGAGGAGAAAAAAAAAGACACACAGAUCAGCAGUUUCAAGGACAAGCUGAUCAGCACCAGCCUGCCUGUGAUUGAUCUGAUCGACAUUCUCGCCCCCGGCAUGGUGAAGUGGGACGUGGUGAAGAAACCGGAAAGAGGAAAAAUGGACCGGGAGGAUAAACUUGAAAAUGCAAAGUACGCGGUGUCACUGGCUCGUAAGAUUGGAGCUCGUGUCUAUGCUCUGCCGGACGAUUUGGUCGAUGUGAAUCCCAAGAUGGUGCUGACGGUGUUCGCCUGCCUCAUGGGCUACGGCAUGAAAAAGACCAAAUACUGAAACAGACAUGAACCAAACUCAGAGAGG
Molecule: messenger RNA, 1935 nt
Organism: Salarias fasciatus (jewelled blenny)
Lineage: Eukaryota; Metazoa; Chordata; Actinopteri; Blenniiformes; Blenniidae
Gene: pls1
Product: plastin 1 (I isoform)
Exons: 15
Coding region: 1-1908 (635 amino acids)
Biological process (GO): actin filament network formation; actin filament bundle assembly
Cellular component (GO): cytoplasm; actin filament bundle; actin filament
Molecular function (GO): actin filament binding; calcium ion binding
Source: RefSeq, a predicted model, not a curated record